Sinocyclocheilus anshuiensis is the source of this 1320-nucleotide messenger RNA. Its product is annotated as serine/threonine-protein phosphatase 2A 56 kDa regulatory subunit delta isoform. Gene Ontology annotation, cellular component: cytosol; nucleus; protein phosphatase type 2A complex. Gene Ontology annotation, biological process: signal transduction; protein dephosphorylation. Lineage: Eukaryota; Metazoa; Chordata; Actinopteri; Cypriniformes; Cyprinidae. The coding region runs from base 1 to 1320 and encodes 439 amino acids. The record is from RefSeq and is a predicted model, not a curated record. Gene Ontology annotation, molecular function: protein phosphatase activator activity. The transcript has 13 exons.
AUGACUGAUGUGGCCCAGCAGACAGCCAGCAAGCGUCCGAGCAACAGCACUCCACCUCCCACUCAGCUCAACAAAAUUAAGUACUCUGGUGGGCCUCAGAUUGUAAAGAAGGAGCGUCGACAGAGUUCGUCACGUUUCAACCUCAGCAAGAACCGGGAACUGCAGAAGCUUCCCGCCCUCAAAGAUGCCCCACCCAUGGAUCGAGAAGAACUGUUUGUCCAGAAACUGCGGCAGUGCUGUGUGCUUUUCGACUUUGUGACUGAUCCACUAAGUGACCUCAAGUACAAAGAGGUGAAGCGAGCUGGCCUCAAUGAAAUGGUGGAGUACAUCACACACAACCGCGACGUGGUCACAGAGGCCAUCUACCCUGAAGCUGUCAUCAUGUUUUCUAUAAACUUGUUCAGGACUCUGCCGCCCUCUUCUAACCCCACGGGAGCAGAGUUUGACCCAGAGGAGGACGAACCCACUCUAGAGGCAGCUUGGCCUCACCUGCAGCUGGUGUAUGAAUUCUUCUUAAGAUUCCUGGAGUCACCUGACUUCCAGCCAAACAUUGCCAAAAAAUACAUCGACCAAAAGUUUGUAAUGUCGCUUCUGGAUCUUUUCGACAGUGAAGACCCCCGAGAGCGGGACUUCCUGAAAACCAUCCUGCAUCGCAUCUACGGAAAGUUCCUCGGGCUGAGAGCCUACGUUCGCCGGCAGAUCAACAAUAUAUUCUACAGGUUUAUAUACGAGACGGAGCAUCACAAUGGGAUUGCGGAGCUCUUAGAAAUCUUAGGAAGCAUAAUUAAUGGCUUUGCCCUGCCACUGAAAGAGGAGCACAAAAUGUUCCUCAUCAGAGUGCUACUGCCUUUACACAAAGUCAAGUCUCUCAGCGUCUAUCACCCACAGCUGGCCUACUGUGUGGUGCAGUUUUUGGAAAAGGACAGCAGCCUCACUGAACCUGUGAUUAUGGGCCUGCUGAAGUUCUGGCCCAAGACCCACAGUCCUAAGGAGGUGAUGUUUCUGAAUGAGCUGGAGGAAAUCUUGGAUGUCAUUGAGCCCUCAGAAUUUGUUAAAGUCAUGGAGCCUCUCUUUAGGCAGCUGGCCAAGUGUGUAUCAAGUCCGCACUUCCAGGUUGCUGAAAGAGCAUUGUAUUACUGGAACAAUGAGUACAUUAUGAGCCUGAUCAGUGACAAUGCCGCCAAGAUCCUCCCCAUCAUGUUUCCCGCUCUCUACAAGAACUCCAAGAGCCACUGGAACAAGACAAUCCAUGGGCUUAUCUACAAUGCUCUGAAGCUAUUUAUGGAGAUGAACCAGAAGCUGUUUGAUGACUGUUGCUGA